Molecule: messenger RNA, 912 nt
Organism: Mesocestoides corti
Lineage: Eukaryota; Metazoa; Platyhelminthes; Cestoda; Cyclophyllidea; Mesocestoididae
Source: the annotation of a GenBank genome assembly
AUGCUAAGAACUGGGGACACUGGUGACUGGAUAGGUACCUUCACUGGUCACAGUGGCGCCGUAUGGUGUUGCACACUAAAUGCGGAGGGAACACGUGCCGCCACAGGUGCCGCAGAUUUCACUGCGAAAAUAUGGGACGUCACUUCCGGCCACGAACUUCUAAACAUUACCCAAGAUCACAUUGUUCGAGCUAUUGACCUCUCCGCCACUGAUGGUGGAAAGCGGCUUUUGACUGCUAAUAAUAAACAACAAGUGUUUGUGUAUGACUUAGAAUCUCAAGGAACACCUGUCACUUCCUUUCCGGGCCAUAAGAAGACUAUUAGGCGGUGUUUAUGGGUUGACAAUGAUAAGCGAGCCUUGACUAUCACCGAUGAAAAAAUUAUGAGCUUAUGGGAUGUCACAUCGAGUGGAAUGUCAGGAACUGCUCAACCUGCUUGGCAGAUCACUCUAAGCGAUUGCCCAAUGGACGUUCAACUCUGGUCUUGUGGCGAUUCCGUCAAAGGCAUUGUCGCACAAGGAAAACUCGUGCUAGUCUAUGAUUUCGAUUUCCGCGCUCCCGACAUGACUGCACCACAAGCUCCCACUCUCAAGGCCGUCAUGCCUUCUCCCAUGUACACUGCCCACAUGAACCAUCUUGGCAAUAUGUUUAUCUGUGGUGGUGAAGACAAUCUUCUUUACCGGGUCGAUGCCAACUCUGGUGAGAUUUUAGAAACGUGUCGUGGUCACUUCGGGCCCGUUCAUUGCGCCCGAUUUUCGCCUGAUGGCCGCCUGUUCGCCAGUGGCAGUGAAGAUGGGACCGUGCGCCUCUGGCAGACUGAGGCUGGGGAAUCUUAUGGUCUCUGGCGAUUGUCGGAACCCUCUGCCCCACUUGCCAAUAACUCUCCUCAACCUGUCGCUGCGGGUCUUUCGUGA